Messenger RNA from Arachis stenosperma, 1629 nucleotides. RefSeq lists its product as uncharacterized. Gene Ontology annotation, biological process: DNA integration. The record is from RefSeq and is a predicted model, not a curated record. The coding region runs from base 1 to 1629 and encodes 542 amino acids. Gene Ontology annotation, molecular function: nucleic acid binding; RNA-DNA hybrid ribonuclease activity. The transcript is spliced from 2 exons. NCBI's taxonomy places the organism in Eukaryota, Viridiplantae, Streptophyta, Magnoliopsida, Fabales, Fabaceae.
AUGGCAGAUUUUUUGGUAGAAGUAGCAGGGGAUCCGACCGAAGACACGAGCACACGGUGGAAGCUCCAUGUUGACGGAGCCUCCAACCAAGCGUUCGGGGGCGCCGGGAUCAUCUUGGAGAGCCCAGCCGGGGUCGUGUACGAACAGUCAAUCAAGUUCGAGUUCCCCGUCUCAAAUAACCAAGCAGAAUAUGAAGCCCUUAUAGGAGGACUGGCCUUGGCAACAGAAGUUGGGGCAACGAGGUUAGAGAUAUGCAGCGACUCGCAGAUCGUCACCUCCCAAGUGAACGGGAGCUACCAAGCUAGGGACCCCAUACUGCAGAAAUACCUGGAAAAAGUCAAGGACUUGAGCCGGAAGUUUGAAGAAGUCACGAUCCAGCACGUUCCGAGAGAACAGAACACACGGGCAGAUCUCCUGUCGAAGUUGGCCAGCACCAAACCAGGAGAGGGCAACCGAUCUCUCAUCCAGGGGAAGAUGAAAGAGCCGGCGGUCGCACUACACCUCACAAAGCUAAACCCCUCCUGGCUGGACCCCAUCACCGACUUCUUAGAAAACGGCAAGCUCCCCGACAGCGAAAAAGACGCCAAGAAGCUAAGAAGGGAAGCUGCCAGAUAUGCCAUCAUCCAGGGUCAGCUGUUCAGAAAAGGGUUCAACCACCCCCUGCUGAAGUGUUUACACCCCGACCAGACGGAUUACGUCCUUAGGGAAGUCCAUGAGGGGUGUUGCGGCCACCACAUAGGAGGCAAGGCCCUAGCGAGGAAGUUAAUCCGAGCCGGAUACUAUUGGCCAUCAAUGAUGACCGACUCCAUGGAAUUUGUCAGGAAGUGCGUCAAGUGCCAAGAAAAUGCCAACUUCCAUCGUGCGCCGGCCUCUGAACUCAGCUUGCUAACGUCCUCCCGACCGUUCUCCCAAUGGGGAGUCGACCUCUUAGGACCCUUUUCCAGACAAGUCAUAACACGGUUCGGUAUCUCGGAAGUCAUCAUCUCGGACAAUGGGACACAGUUCACCGAGAAAAAAUUCACAGAAUUCCUCGCCGGCCUGGGCAUAAAGCAGAGAUUCUCCUCGGUGGAACACCCACAGACAAACGGCCAGGCCGAGUCCGCGAAUAAAAUCAUCCUGUUAGGGCUCAAGAAACGGUUGGACGGCAAAAAGGGCGCUUGGGCCGACGAGCUCGCCUCAGUCAUAUGGUCCUACCGAACAACAGAGCAGUCCUCCACUAAAGAAACGCCCUUUCGACUAACGUACGGGACAGAUGCAGUGAUACCAGUAGAGAUCGGGGAACCGAGCCCACGACUACUUCUGAAGGGAAUUGAGGAAACUGUCGAAAAGGACCUGAUAGAGGAGACCAGGGAAAUGGCCCACCUGGCGGAGGCGGCACUAAAACAGAGAAUGGCUUUACGUUACAACGCCAAAACGCUCAAAAGAAAGUUCGAAGAGAACGACCUCGUUUUGAGGCGUAACGACAUCGGCCCGUCCACCCCUGGGGAAGGCAAGCUGGCGGCAAACUGGGAAGGACCGUACCGAAUCAAAGAGGUAAUCGGAAGAGGAGCGUACAAGCUAGAAAGACUCAGCGGCAAAGAGGUCCCGAGGACAUGGAAUGCGGAUAACUUGAGAAGGUUUUAUUCCUAA